This is a messenger RNA of Lentinula edodes (shiitake mushroom), 1698 nucleotides long. Its product is annotated as phosphatidylserine decarboxylase-domain-containing protein. The record is from RefSeq and is a predicted model, not a curated record. Gene Ontology annotation, molecular function: phosphatidylserine decarboxylase activity. Gene Ontology annotation, biological process: phosphatidylethanolamine biosynthetic process. NCBI's taxonomy places the organism in Eukaryota, Fungi, Basidiomycota, Agaricomycetes, Agaricales, Omphalotaceae. The coding region runs from base 140 to 1462 and encodes 440 amino acids. Gene Ontology annotation, cellular component: mitochondrion. The transcript has 2 exons.
CAGCUUUCUUCUAUAGAAGAGAGUCGAUUUUUUGCAUCGACCGUCAGAGCCCACUCAUAUCAGGUUCAAGAGCACACUAUCGAUCUGUAGGUACUCAUCCUGGUACUCUACGAACCUCCUUUGAUCAUAGUCCAGAACGAUGUCCCCUCAAUAUCGACGCCCUCUUCCCUCCAAGGACACAGUCUUGACUCGCUACGGCGGAUGGAUUCCUGCUGACCCUGCGGUUUAUGAGGCCUUCUUCGAUGAUCUUCUGCGUUCCAUCGAUACAAAGAAGGCGCAUGUUCCCGCUGUGCAGGAGUUCGAAGAUGCUCUCAAUUCCGAUCCCGAAUUGGUUGACUUGCUCGGACAAACCUUUCUGCAAACUGCGCCCGAAAACAGGAUUCGGAACUUAGAACAGCUGCUUUAUUGCCUGGAUCAAGUUGUUGUCGCUGCGCCUAAAUUCCAGGUGGUCCGAAACGAACGGGGCGCAGUCACCGGUGGCGAGCCCAUCGGUGUCCCCUUGUAUCUUCUGUUCGACCUUCUCAGCAAUACUGCUGCGGGUUUUGAUCUAUUGCGCAUGCCUAAAUUCAAUAUUUCUUUGAAGUCCUUGCUUGACUCUUGGGGCGACUACCUUCAGAGCGCUGAGUCCAACAAUACGCUCAAUGAUAGUGAUGAAGGCUGGUUCGGUGAAGUCGGAUUAGCGACUCUCGAAAAUGACCGCGGCAUAUUCAAUGAAAUCUACGAAUGUCCCGAUGAGACUGCAGUCAACCGUGGCUUUACUUCUUGGGAUUCUUUCUUCACCAGGAAGUUCAAACCUAAUGCUCGUCCUAUUGAGAAGCCAGAGCCCCCCAAUUUUUUCAUCUAUAACGCUUGUGAAUCCACCGUGGUCCGUAAAACAACAGGAGUCGAAGAACACGACCAAUUCUGGCUCAAGGGUCAGGCUUACUCUAUCUAUGACAUGCUUGCGCGUCGCGACGACGAAGUUGCCGCUUCCUUCAUUGGUGGGACUGUCUAUCAGGCAUUCCUUUCUCCGUAUGACUAUCACCGUUGGCACAGUCCCGUGGACGGUACCAUUCGCGAAAUCCAGAUUAUAGAGGGAUCAUACUAUGCGGCGCUGCCUGAUGAAGGGGCCGGAGAGUCUGACUCCGAUUUGCAACUUGGCGAUCCUCGAGGUGCUAUAAUCCGCUCCCAGCCAUGGUUGACCCAAGCUUCUACCCGUGCCAUCAUCUACAUAGAUGCUGACAACAAAGAUGUAGGAUGCCUCGUAUUCAUUGGUGUUGGGAUGGUAGAAGUAUCCACUUGUCAGGUCAGUGUCAGCGAAGGACAGCACGUUAACAUUGGUGAUGAGCUUGGAAUGUUCCGCUUCGGUGGCUCGACCCAUGCACUCAUCUUUGGAAAAGAUGUCAAACUCAAGUUUUUUGAUCUUGAACAAGACAAGGGACACCGCCGCGUUAAUACUCCCUUAGCCGCACUUGAAAUCUAGGUGCACGAGUAACGAGGAGUAACGCGUCACUUGCAGCUAGAAGGUGAAUCAAUUAUCUCCCAGCAACAUCGACGAAAUCGUAUUCGGAUAUCCAUCUUAUAUGUACAGUAGCAGAGUCACAGUAAACAGAAAUUACGCGCGUAUAUGUGAUUUAUAUCGUCAAAAAAAACUAUGUGAGAUGAGAUAGGACCCCGGAAGCUCCUACUAAUAGACCCCAUCCGAAUUAGCGUACUUUG